Messenger RNA from Pelagomonas calceolata, 1041 nucleotides. The record is from the annotation of a GenBank genome assembly. Lineage: Eukaryota; Pelagophyceae; Pelagomonadales; Pelagomonadaceae.
CUAGCCUCCCAAGGUAGCCCGGCGCGAGGGAUGCGCUUGAUUUAGCUGCGCAAGCGCUUAAAUAUUUGAUUGCUCAUUAUUCCGCAGCCGCUGUCAACGCUGCGAGCCCUGCUAUCGUGCCAGAGGCGUCUCGGACACAGCUCUCACCCAUCCCUGCCGGACGCCCUCCGGAACCGACUGCACCCAUGUCUCGAGUCCUGCUGGCCCUGACAUUAGUCUCGGCGCGGCGGAUGGCGCGCGGCCGCGCGGCGAACGCGGACCUCGAGGGCGCCAUCCGCGACGCCUACGUCGACAAGCACCAGGUCCACCACGGCUCGAUUACGGUCGACGGCGAGGCCGUCGAGUUUCUGGAGGCUGGUCCGAAGGACGCCGCCAAAACGGUCCUUUUCUGCCACGGCGCGGCGUUCUCGAUGGCGACGUGGCAGCACGUCGGCGUCCUGGAUGCGUUGGCGGAGGCCGGUAUGCGGGGGAUAGCUCUGAACCUGCCAGGAUACGGCGCGUCGUCGAAGACGAUCGGCGGCUGGCAAGGAAGAGCUGGCUUCGUGCGCCGCGUCGCCGAGGCCCUGGACCUGCCGUCGACGCUGAUGGUUGUUGCCGCUUCUAUGGGCGGCUCGUACGCCCUCCCCUUCGUUAUGGAUCCGGGGCCCUACAAGAUCGCCGGCUACAUAACAGCGGCGGCCCUGCGGUCGCGACAUAACGCCAAGCCCCCGUCGGUCCCGGUGCUCGGCAUUUAUGGUUCGGAGGACCAGCCGCGGCUCGACUCGGACCGGCGGGCGUGCUUCGCCGUACCCCCCUCGCCGUACGGGUGCUAUGGCAACCACACGCAACUCAUAGUGCUCGCGAACGCGCCGCACCCGUGCUACCUGCGCGACGCCGCGGCCGCGCGCCAGUUCACGAAUCUCGUCGUCGCGUUCGCGGGCGGUGCGAUGAGCAGAGACAUGGGCUCGACACCAUUGCAUGCAUACUCAGCACACGUGGCUGCCGCGACCGCGGAGCCGGCGCUGUCGGUCCGCGCCGCGUGGUGACCUAAGCUUGUGCCUG